CACGGUCGCAUGAGCAGCAGUGGCACCGCUCCGGCCUCGAAUGCACGGUGGCGAGAGCAGCACUGCCCGGGCCUCGAACCCGUGGCUCUCCGGGAGCGGCAUGGCCCUCCAACCCGAGUCUCCGGCAGCGGCACAGCGCGGGCCUCGAACCUGCAGUUCUCGGGCAGCGCCACGCCCCGCCCCACGCACGUGGCGCGGGGUCCUCGCGGCGGGCUGCCCGCGGCGAGCGCCUGCGCGGCGGGCUCGGCGUUCUGCCGGCGCGGGCGGUUCGCGGGGCAGGCGCGGGGUCCUGGCGGGUGACUUUGAGCGGGCAGCAAUGGCGCAGGCGGCGCAGAAGCUCACGCAGCGCCUUGCCGCCCGCGGGCCGCAGCUCCUCAGCGCCGCCGUGGCCUACUCGAAGCCGCGCCUGGCCACGUUCUGGUACUACGCCAAGGUGGAGCUGGCCCCACCGAGCCCCGCCGAGAUCCCCCGCGCCAUCGACGGCGUGAAGGGCUUGGUCAGGGCCUUCCAGACCGGCCGCCUGACCCAGCUCACCGUCAGGGAAGCGCUGAGGAACGGGCUGGUGGCCACCGAGGUGCUGAUGUGGUUUUACAUCGGGGAAAUCAUCGGCAAGGGCGGCCUGAUCGGGUACAACGUCUGAGGGGAUGCUGGAAAUAAAGCGGGAACCGGU
Messenger RNA from Cuculus canorus (common cuckoo), 670 nucleotides. It is a transcript of the gene ATP5MG, whose product is annotated as ATP synthase membrane subunit g. The coding region runs from base 41 to 640 and encodes 199 amino acids. Gene Ontology annotation, molecular function: proton transmembrane transporter activity. The record is from RefSeq and is a predicted model, not a curated record. Gene Ontology annotation, biological process: proton motive force-driven ATP synthesis. Lineage: Eukaryota; Metazoa; Chordata; Aves; Cuculiformes; Cuculidae. The transcript is spliced from 3 exons.